Blastocystis hominis is the source of this 1281-nucleotide messenger RNA. RefSeq lists its product as hypothetical. The transcript has 2 exons. NCBI's taxonomy places the organism in Eukaryota, Bigyra, Opalinata, Blastocystidae. The coding region runs from base 1 to 1281 and encodes 426 amino acids. The record is from RefSeq and is a predicted model, not a curated record.
AUGGAUAACAGAGACAGAGAAGUACGGAAUCAACAGUUAGAAUGGGGAAGUCCCAUCGAAUAUGAAAACGGAUCUUUUUAUUAUAACAUGAAAAUAAAGCGCCAAAAAGUGAAUGUGGUCGAUGUUCUCCAGAGUAUAUUCAGUAUUAUCCAAAGUCGUUUUGAUCAUAUCACAAACAGCCAAAACAAGGCAGUAAUUAGUGUUCCUGCUACGUUCGGUGAAAAUGCAUUUCAUAUUGUGGAAGAUGCUGGUAAAGUUUUCGGGGCAUGCACAGUAAUCACACAUGACCUCGCUGCCAUCUACAGCCACACCAUUUCAUUUGUCGAUUCUCUCGUUAUUUGCUGCGGCGAAUACCUAUCGACGGUUUCUCUCUAUUCGGGUUCGAAUCUGGUUUGGUCGCUUAGUUUCUCCGAUUUGGAUCUUCCUCACGAGCUCUACCUCAUUCUCCAGUUAAAUCCCUCCUAUUCGCCCUCUGCAGACACCGACAGCUCUACGCAGGACAACCGCGCGUCUCUCUACUGCGAGGCGCGCGCUCUCGCGCUGAAAGUGAUGACCAACCAGCCGUUCAAGGUGCAGGAUGACUCGCUCUACGGCACCAUCCAGCAGCUCGCCACCUCCAAGAAACAGCAAUUUAUCGACGCUCUCAAGCUGAACAUCGCGCGUCGCGAUCUCUCCGGCGUUCAACGCGUCUGCAUCUGCGGCGAAUACGCGCCGCUCCUCCUUCCCAUCAUUCAAGACUACUGCAAAAAGCAGCUUCCUUGCGACCAUCUCGAGUUUCUCUGCGACCAGCAGCAGAUCGUGCGCGGGAGCGUUCGCUACUGCACCACUCUCGAAGGCCUGCUCAUCAAAACCAUCGCGCCCUUGCGCUCCACGCCGCUCUCCGAGGAGAUCUGGGUGCUCUUCAAGACCGGUCUGCACUGCGUGUUCCCCUCGAUUCGCAAGCUCCCGGCGCGGAAAGUGCUGCAAGUGAGCUUCACGGAGCGGUCGAAGAGUGUGUAUUUCUUUAAAGGAAGGCAGCACACGCCUCUGGCGAAGUAUAUGCUCGUGCAGGACAGGCAGCACGAAGCGGGGUCGGAGUUGUCGAAUGUGGUGUUGAUGGAGUGUAAGCUCAACGAACGCGAUGAAUUCUCGGUUCUUUUCUAUUGGAAGGAUACGAGAGAGCGAGUGUAUAUGAUCGAUUUCGGAACCAAUGGGAGAUUAAUGGAAAAGACAGAGCCGGACGAACCGACUUUAUAUACAUUAUACUGCAGUGUUUGUUUCCAACAAAAACGGAUUACAUAA